AAGUCAUAAAUCAAAACCUUUGUAAACCCUAGGAAUAUAUAAGUCUCACCUUACUUGCAAACUGCGCCGUCGCGAUUUCAUUUCCUCUGAUUUCGAUUUCUUCGACGGCGACGUGUUUUCGGCACCUUUCUCUUCCCUUUCGAAAUCAUGGUUAGAGUCAGUGUUUUGAACGAUGCUCUUAAGAGUAUGUACAAUGCUGAGAAAAGAGGAAAGCGUCAAGUUAUGAUUAGGCCUUCCUCUAAGGUCAUCAUCAAAUUCCUCAUCGUUAUGCAAAAACACGGUUAUAUUGGAGAGUUUGAGUAUGUUGAUGAUCACAGAUCUGGGAAAAUCGUUGUUGAAUUGAAUGGUAGGUUGAACAAAUGUGGGGUUAUUAGUCCUCGUUUUGAUGUCGGUGUCAAGGAGAUUGAAGGUUGGACUGCUAGACUUCUCCCUUCCAGACAGUUUGGAUACAUUGUUUUGACCACUUCUGCUGGUAUUAUGGAUCAUGAAGAGGCUAGGAGAAAGAAUGUUGGUGGUAAGGUCCUUGGCUUCUUCUACUAGGCUAGUUCCUUGUUGAGGAUUUUUGAGAUUUCAGUUUUUGGCUUCCUGGAUGUAAUGGUGGAUGUGCUAGUCCAUUAGUAAUAUCAAGAAUAGUAGGAGCUGUUUUGUGAUGUUAUUUAUUUUGUUUUACAAAACCAAGUUGGUUGCUAUAAUUUAUCCGAUUUCUUUACAUAUUUAUCGUACCGAAAUGUACUGGCAGAAUUGUUUUCAAUGGUAAGCAUUUUGAUUAUAA
Molecule: messenger RNA, 772 nt
Organism: Medicago truncatula (barrel medic)
Lineage: Eukaryota; Viridiplantae; Streptophyta; Magnoliopsida; Fabales; Fabaceae
Product: 40S ribosomal protein S15a-1
Exons: 4
Coding region: 148-540 (130 amino acids)
Biological process (GO): translation
Cellular component (GO): ribosome
Molecular function (GO): structural constituent of ribosome
Source: RefSeq, a predicted model, not a curated record